GUCAAAAGUACAUACUUACUAAGUUAUUCAACCCUUUCUUUUCUCAAUCCUCCCGAUCCGCAUAACCCACGGCUUAUGUACACGACUAUCACGACGAGACUCGUAUAAAUAUGCCCAAGGGUUCUACUACGUCCUGGUCUUACAUCUUCGUUCGGUUGCUCUUCCAGUUUGUGCUCAAGAUAUUCUAUGGAACCAUUGUUGUCGAGAAUGCUGAUCUUAUACCGAAGACUGGGCAACCAUGCAUUGUCUGCGCCAACCAUUCCAAUUCCCUGACGGAUGCACUCCUUUUGGUGACCUCCAUGCCGUCUAGAACGCGUAAUAUGCUACGGCUCACGGCAAAAUCCACUCAGUUCGGCCAUCGGACAUUUACCAGUUGGCUGAUUGAAUCCGCAGGCACUGUGCCCAUUAAGCGGCGCAAAGAUUUUAAUAACAAUGAAGUUGAUAACACUCAAGUGAUGGAUAAAUUAAUGGAUGCACUGGAACUUGGAGACGCAGUUUGCUUAUUUCCGGAGGGGGCAAGUCGCUAUCACCCCACUAUAGCCCCCUUGAAGACAGGAGUGGCUCGCAUUGUUUCGGACGUCCUGAGCCGUAAUCGUGAUGAUCCAGACUUUUCCGUGUCCAUUCUGACGUGCUCAGUCACUUACAUGCAUCGACAAUAUUUCAGGUCAGAUGUUCUAGUAACAUUCAAUCCCCCAAUGACAGACAAUCCAGAACUCCUCGUACCCGUACAGUAUGACGAAAUUCGGGCUUUGACUGCACGGAUGCAACAACAAAUUAGUUCCCGGACAAUUGACUCGCCAUCUUGGGAAUUUGUGAGGUCUGCAAAGAUGGCGACACGCAUCUACGCACCUCUAGGGACCCGUAUGAGCCUGGGAGAUUAUGUACGAAUCACAAGAACGUUUGUUGAGGCCUUCAAGGCUUCCGACGAGACGCAAAAGAGCAUGCGUAGCGCUGAAGAUCAUUCUAUUGACUUCACCAGGGAGGACGCUGAGCUCAACCAACUGCGUCAUGAUCUCAAGACGUAUCAAGACCGGCUUGUUCACUGGGGUAUCAAGGACGAUCGCAUCACACACCCCCUCUCGUUGCGAACGAUUAUAAUGCGGAUGGUUAUUCGACUGACGUGGUUCAUAUGUCUCUUUACCAUCUCUCUCCCAGGGCUGGUUCUCUGGACGCCCGUCUUCAUCACCACAUUCAUCGCCGUCCGUAAUUUCAAGAGAACCGGGCCGGUCUGGGACACCUGGGACGAAAUUGCACAAUAUAAGCUUGUCUACGGGCUUUUCUCAGGUCUAUCCGUUUGGGCUGCUUGCAUUCUGUUUACGCUUCCUUCUGCCGCAAUCACAACAUUCAUCGUCCCUGCUAUGAUGUGGAUGACCCUGAGAUGGAUGGAAGACGCGGUAUCGGCAUUCCGCGCCUUUAUGGCAUUGGCAAGGCUACUAUGUGUUGGGAAGGAGACGCUGGACGAGAUACGACUGACACGGCGCGACCUGCAUGCGCGAUUGAUGGAUCUUGCUGUGGGGACUUUGGGGUUGCCGAAUGAUCCCGAGAAGUUUUUCGUUAAGAGUGGGGGUAAGCAGAAGGGUCGCGUAAGAAGCACCUGGGACAGCGGAGCGAAGUACUUCUCUGUUAGGAGGCGGCGGAAGAGGGACUGGAAUGAGACGCUGAGGCUAUAUGACCAGGUAGAUUAUCCAGAAGAGGGGCUGUGAGACGUCGUAUCUGAUGAUCCAUAUAUAAUUUGCACACAUCUCGCAAACA
Suillus paluster is the source of this 1752-nucleotide messenger RNA. RefSeq lists its product as uncharacterized. Gene Ontology annotation, cellular component: endoplasmic reticulum membrane. Gene Ontology annotation, molecular function: glycerone-phosphate O-acyltransferase activity; glycerol-3-phosphate O-acyltransferase activity. Lineage: Eukaryota; Fungi; Basidiomycota; Agaricomycetes; Boletales; Suillaceae. Gene Ontology annotation, biological process: phospholipid biosynthetic process. The record is from RefSeq and is a predicted model, not a curated record. The coding region runs from base 111 to 1703 and encodes 530 amino acids. The transcript has 10 exons.